AUGAUUGUUGCAAGUGAUCAAAUGUUGGGCGCACUUUUGGUGCUAUUGGUUUGCAUUACGGGUUCAAUCAUUAACAUGAAAGCGUUUCUUCGAUUGAAAACUCAACAAAUGAAUGCUCCCCAUUUCGCUGGAUAUGCUAGAGCUCAUGUCCUUUUUGACACGUUCAACUUGGUGAGUUUUCUUUUGCACAUGCCUUGGAGUCUCUUGUUUCCGGAAUAUUGGGCUCUUGUCGACAACGCUACGAAUAUCCCUUUCGGUUAUUUUGCUCUUGCCACCGAAUUCUGUGCCUUUCUCUCGUCAAUGUUUCUCACGAUCAAUCGAGCUGCUUCACUUCUUGCAAUCAAUAAAGGGAAUAAAGUUUCCUUUUCCCCUCUAUGGAUCAUCGUUCCCUCAUUCGUUUUCCUCUACCUCGUCAGCAUCGCUUUUCUGUUUCGUGAGUUAAUCAAA
This is a messenger RNA of Mesorhabditis belari, 447 nucleotides long. Lineage: Eukaryota; Metazoa; Nematoda; Chromadorea; Rhabditida; Rhabditidae. The record is from the annotation of a GenBank genome assembly.